Molecule: messenger RNA, 982 nt
Organism: Venturia canescens
Lineage: Eukaryota; Metazoa; Arthropoda; Insecta; Hymenoptera; Ichneumonidae
Product: chymotrypsin-2-like
Exons: 6
Coding region: 61-825 (254 amino acids)
Biological process (GO): proteolysis
Molecular function (GO): serine-type endopeptidase activity
Source: RefSeq, a predicted model, not a curated record
AAAGAUCACGACUACCAAAAUUUCGCUACCAAGAAUACGGAUCGUCAGGACUGAGCAACGAUGCAGUCGGUCUUGGGUCUUUUGGCUUUAGUGGCGCUCUGUCAAGGUGUCCCAACGGCACUGCAUGGCGGAAGAAUCGUUAACGGAGACGAUGCCAAAGUUGGCGAAUUCCCGUUCCAAGUGUCGCUGCAGACCCGGUACGGUGAACACUUCUGUGGAGGCUCAAUCCUCAAUGAAUAUUACGUAGUAACUGCAGCCCACUGUGUCGUGGGGGAAAGAGCACGCGAUUUACAAGUAGUCGCUGGUACUCUCAAAUUGAAUGAGCCCCGGUCGAUCCACUACGUCGAUAAAUACUAUGUGCACGAGGCCUAUGCGCCACGACAUUCCUGGUCAAAUGAUAUUGCUCUCAUCAAAGUAUCAGUACCGUUCCGAUACUCCAGCACAGUUAAAUUUGUGCCACUGCCUGAAAAUCAUGCCAAAGUCAAAGUUGGCUCAGUUGCCGUGGUCUCCGGCUGGGGAACUUUGAUGUUGGAUGGUCCCACCCCUGACCGUCUUCAACGCACUGACGUAAUGAUCGUGUCUCAAGAGUAUUGCAACAAAACAAACUCGGAAAAAAGAUUGCCGGUUUACGAUAACCACGUUUGUGCCCUCAGCCCCGAUGUCAUAACUGGACCAUGUCACGGUGACUCUGGCGGACCUUUGACAGUCGAUGGCCAGCUCGUAGGUGUUACAUCGUGGGUCAUAACUUGUGCUUCAACAAAAUACCCAACUGUCUACACGAGAGUCUCCGAAUACGUCGACUGGUUGCAUGAGCACGCGGUCUAAGCCACGUUGGAACAUCAAAAUUUCAACGACCGGACCUCACGGUCUGUCGAACACGAGCGAGUGCUUUUUAUCGUUUUUACAGCAGAAACAUUUAUUUGUCUUCGGAUGAGUGCUACCAUUGUACCCGCAACAUCGAUUUGUACGAAUAAAUUUAUAU